Dentiscutata heterogama is the source of this 681-nucleotide messenger RNA. The record is from the annotation of a GenBank genome assembly. Lineage: Eukaryota; Fungi; Glomeromycota; Glomeromycetes; Diversisporales; Gigasporaceae.
GAUUUUCCAAUAAAAAAAUGGAAAGAACAUCAAAGAGAGGUUUUUUCUGUACAUUGGAAUUUAAUCAAAAAAGAUUCUUUUGUUAGUGGUUCUUGGGAUCAUACUAUCAGAUUGUGGCGUCCUGAAGUUCCACAAUCAUUAUCCAUAUUCUCUGAGCACACUGCAUGUGUGUAUAGUACUAUUUGGUCUCCUUAUAAUCCCGAUGUUUUUGGUUCUGCCUCUGGUGAUAAUUCUUUCAAAAUCUGGGAUGUAAAAGUUCCAAGAUCCGCUCAAACUAUACGAGCUCAUAAUAAUGAAAUUCUUUCUCUAGAUUGGAAUAAAUAUCAAGAGAAUGUUAUUGUCACUGGUUCGUCGGAUCAUACAGUAAAAGUAUGGGAUUUAAGAUUUCCUGAUCGUGAAGUAACUUGUCUACGUGGGCAUCGAUACGCUAUAAGAAGGGUGAAGUGUUCUCCACAUGAUGGCAAUAUUAUUGCUUCUGCUUCAUAUGAUAUGACAGUGAGAUUGUGGAAUACUACUUUGAUUGAUCCUUUGGUGGAAGUGUAUGAUGCACAUACUGAAUUUGUUUUAGGUGUAGAUUUUAAUUUAUAUAUUGAAGGGCAAAUAUCUACUUGUUCUUGGGAUGAGCAUAUACAUAUAUGGAAUUCUAGCUCAUUGAUGAAACGAAUCGCACCUAUGACUUAA